Messenger RNA from Maniola jurtina (meadow brown), 790 nucleotides. It is a transcript of the gene EMC4, whose product is annotated as ER membrane protein complex subunit 4. Gene Ontology annotation, biological process: protein folding in endoplasmic reticulum. Gene Ontology annotation, cellular component: EMC complex. The record is from RefSeq and is a predicted model, not a curated record. Bases 174 to 692 code for a protein of 172 amino acids. Lineage: Eukaryota; Metazoa; Arthropoda; Insecta; Lepidoptera; Nymphalidae. The transcript is spliced from 2 exons.
GGGUUAUCAGUUUUUCUGUCACAGGUGUCACUCACAGUCUCACACAAAUAAAAGAAUUUAUAAUUAUUUCACUGCAUUGCAGUCAUAAGUUACAAAAUACUUUUUUUAUUACUCUAUAAAAUCGAUUUUAGGGUAUAGGAAUUGAAAAUCAGUGAUUUUCUUACAAUUAAAAGAUGUCACAAGUAAAAUCUAGCAAAAAAAUUAAGUGGGCCUUGGAUUUCAACCAAAAGAAUAAAACGCAGAUGUCAGAGCUGCCUUCUCCUCCAGGAUAUAGUCAAUCCACUAGCUCAAACUAUACAGAAUCAUCUAAAGAUACAGACUCCAAUCUUCUUUUGAUCAAAAAGCUGUGGGAUGUUGCUCUUGGACCUUUGAAGCAGGUGCCGAUGAAUCUUUUUAUAAUGUAUAUGGCAGGCAAUUCUAUUUCGAUAUUUCCAAUUAUGAUGGUGGGAAUGCUGAUUGUUAGACCAGUGAAGGCUUUGUUUUCAACACAGAGCACAUUUAAGAUGGUGGAAGGUACUCAAGCCGCUGGACAAAAGUUUGUUUACAUUAUUGGUAACAUAGUGAAUAUAUUGUUAGCUCUAUAUAAAUGCCAGAGCAUGGGACUUUUGCCUACUCAUUCCAGUGAUUGGUUAGCAUUUGAGGAGCCAAUAACCAGAGUGGAAUACAUUGGAGGGGGGCUAUCAAUGUUAUAAACAAAGUUUCUUUUUACCUUUAUUUAUUUAAAAUCAUUAAACUGUAUACCUAGUAAAUGUUAUUUACAGAAAAUUAAAUUAAAUUCAUAAAUAAUUUA